Molecule: messenger RNA, 2227 nt
Organism: Parasteatoda tepidariorum (common house spider)
Lineage: Eukaryota; Metazoa; Arthropoda; Arachnida; Araneae; Theridiidae
Biological process (GO): regulation of transcription by RNA polymerase II
Molecular function (GO): DNA-binding transcription factor activity, RNA polymerase II-specific; RNA polymerase II cis-regulatory region sequence-specific DNA binding
Source: RefSeq, a predicted model, not a curated record
CCGUCGAAUCUCCCCGCGCGCGGUAGGGUGGUUGGAUUUUUCCCAGUUUGUUAUUUUUUUCCUGUCUUGGGUCAGAUUUUCUAAUUGUGAUCAAGCAGACGAUAUUUAAUUGUAAUCGAAGUGAAGAGGAAGAAAAAAUCGCUUGCAAUGGAUGCAAUCGGAAAGAUCUCUCAGAUUGUCCGGUCGGAGAAAUGACGGACUCAGCCGGACCACCGACGAUAGGAAUCUGUAAAGACCGGCCGUUUAAUUUCGGGGAAAUGGGAAGCGCUUUUCGUGUGGUUACUCCUAAAAGACCAAGAGAGGGAAUUCCUGGAGGAGUUGGUGUGCCGACAUUGACGGCGGCAUCGUUGCGGCCAUCCUUCCCACUUCUUGCCGAUACCUUACCGACUUAUUAUUCGAGCUUGUGGUGCGGUUCUCCUCUUUCCCUCAAGGAUCCCGCUCUACCCCUCUUUCCUCUUUUUCCCCACUACCUACCCUCAUACGGAUUCUCUUCUUCUCUUGAUUCUUCUACUGCACCAACGACUGUUGAAAAUUCACCAAAUGCAUCAGCUGCUCUUUCUGGAGACGCACCCUCUUCAUGGGAAGCCUGCAAUUCCGACAAAGAUGUCCGAUCUUCGAUGACACCUCUGGCCAUCGGAGAAUUCAAGCCUCUGAGUUUGACCACUUGGCCUACAGACUUACGAGUGAGGCCAGUCCCGGUGUCAAGCUGCCACGGAGCGGUCAACUUGUUUCGACAGUCCCAAAGUCCACCCAAGUCAACUGCUGAUGGAAGCAGUCCAAGACUGUUGGGGGCGGUGUCGACAGCACACGCGGACACUCCACCCUCAUCAUUGUUCCGACCCACCUUCACUGGACUGUCUUGCUUUGGUCUGUCUCUGUACAGUUUUGGACAGCACGUGGACAAGACGUCCUUAUCAAGCCCAGACGGCGUGUUAAAGGCUUCCCCUACCGGAGAUGUUUACUCGUGUGUGAAAUGUGACAAGAUGUUCAGCACACCCCACGGACUUGAAGUGCAUGCGAGGAGGUCACACAGUGGAAAGAGACCAUUUGCCUGCGAACUCUGUAAUAAGACCUUCGGUCACGAGGUCAGCCUGAGUCAGCAUAGGGCCAUCCACACAGCGGAGAGAACUUUUGAGUGCAAACAGUGUGGUAAAUCUUUUAAGAGGUCCUCCACAUUGUCUACACACCUACUAAUCCAUUCUGAUACGAGACCUUAUCCCUGCCAAUACUGUGGGAAGAGGUUCCACCAGAAGUCCGACAUGAAGAAGCACACAUAUAUACACACCGGUGAAAAACCUCAUAAAUGUGCCGUAUGCGGUAAGGCUUUCAGCCAGUCCUCUAAUCUCAUAACCCAUAGCAGGAAGCACACGGGAUUCAAACCUUUUGCCUGUGACAUAUGUGGAAGGGCAUUCCAGAGGAAAGUCGAUCUCCGGAGGCACAAGGAGACCCAACAUUCAGAGAUUCAUCACAUACCUUGAACUCAUCUUGUGAUUGGUUACUGAAGAAAAAUAGAAAAGUAUACAAAACUAUGGACCAAGUUUGAUAUGAAAUCAUUUUUUAUGAAAAGUCGAUGAAAAUUAAUGGGGUAUUAGAAAAACAAUUUAUCAAGAACCACUUUUUAUUCAAAAUAAUGACCUAAUUUGGCACUUAAACGCUUGAAAUAAAUAAGACAGCUAAAGUAAAUGGCACGCAGCAGCAACAUAUAAAAUUUAUGAGCAUAGCUUUUAUUUCCUCACGUUUUUAUUCACCCAGUAUCCUAGAAAAAAAAAAUUCAAACCGGAAGUCUUACAGUCCUUCUAUGACGACAUAGCAGCUCAGAGUGUCAAUCUAUGCAUUCGUAUCAUCAAGAGGAAGUUAUAAGCUCCUCUUAGUGUGCUGCCAUCUGCUGAUAAUAGAGAGAACCUCGGUCAUGAAAUAAAAGGUGAAUAGGUUAUUUCUUAUUUUUCAUUUGUUAUUGCCCACAUAUUCUUCUGAAUACAGUCAACAUAAAACAUUAGCAGUAUAACCUAAUUUAUUACUUUAGAGCAAAAGGUAUCUUGGUCUAAAUUGAUUUUGUACAAAAACAGUCUAAUUAUUUUCAUUUACUUGUGUGUGAUAUUUUCGAGUUUUCUUUUUCAUGUGCAAUUUAAAUUUCAUGCUCGGAAAUAACAGAGAAGAAAGCUGCUUAACGAAGCUAUCUUAUUCAUUUCAUGAAUAAUUUUGGAAUGCAGUCAAAUUAUUCUGCAUU